Messenger RNA from Temnothorax curvispinosus, 1415 nucleotides. RefSeq names its product ferritin subunit (gene Fer1HCH). Gene Ontology annotation, cellular component: cytoplasm. Bases 442 to 1104 code for a protein of 220 amino acids. The record is from RefSeq and is a predicted model, not a curated record. The transcript has 5 exons. Gene Ontology annotation, molecular function: ferric iron binding; ferrous iron binding. Gene Ontology annotation, biological process: intracellular iron ion homeostasis; iron ion transport. NCBI's taxonomy places the organism in Eukaryota, Metazoa, Arthropoda, Insecta, Hymenoptera, Formicidae.
UGCCGACGCUGUGUGCUGACGCUGCGCCCUAGUGCUAUCUCGUGCUAUCCCGCUAUCUGUCGGUUUACCCCGCCUGUGGUUAAAGUGCGAAUGUCGCGCGUUCCUCGGACGAUUGUCGUUACUGUCGUUAGGUGAUCGAUGACCGUAAGACGCGUCUAGUCCGCUCGCACGUCGCCGCGCACUCUUAUCUAGCUCCGACGAAGGCAGCCUUCUAUACCAGUGCGUAUAAAGGUUGCUUCUGAAGGUGAACGAGGUGAACGAUCCGAUCCGAUCCGCCGCGUCGCGCCGCGCCGAUCCUGCCUGAUCCAGCAUUCUCCUUCUCGGGAUCCCAUAACCUAACCUGCCUGCCCGUCGCCCGUCGACCCAUAACUUGUCCACGCUCUCGCUUUUCUUAGCUCCUCUCAACUUCCUUCUAGUCUCUCUCUAUCUCGCGAGAUCACUAUGACGAAGCUGCUCCUCGUCUUGUUCACCCUGGCCUGCAUCAGUGGCACCCUCGGAGAUGGGCUCAAGUGUAUACUUAAACCUGCUGAUAUACCAAAUUCAUGGAUAGACAUGGCUGAUCCGUGCAUAAAACUCAUGGAGUCUCAAGUUAAAACCGAGAUGGAAGCUGCCAUGAAAUAUCUCGCAAUGGGUGCCCAUUUUGCACGCGAUGUUAUAAAUCGCCCAGGCUUUAGCAAGUUCUUUUUCGAAAGUGCGAGCGAAGAGAGAGAGCAUGCGAUAAAGAUCAUCGAAUAUUUGCUAAUGCGUGGAGAACUUACAAAUGACGUUAGCAAACUUCUCAACUACCCCUUGACUACCAACAAUACAAAUCCGAUGCGCCAAGAAUGGAACAGUGGAGAAGAAGCUCUUGCCGAGGCCUUGAAAUUAGAGGCUCAAGUUACGCGCAGCAUUCGUGAUAUAAUUAUAACUUGCGAAAAUCCAAAAUCAUCUUCGUUCAAUGAUUACCACUUGGUGGACUACCUCACAAGCGAUUUCUUGGACGAGCAAUACAAAGGGCAACGCGAUCUUGCCGGGAAAAUCUCAACUCUAGGGAAAAUGAUGCAAAUGCAUGGACCUUUGGGAGAAUUUCUGUUCGACAAGAAAUUGUUAAAUGGCGAAGUCUAAGUUUUAAUGACAUCAAGAUGCCGAAAUUUAGCUCGAGAUAUUCUUUUCUAUAAAUACAUGUUUAUAAAAUUAUAAUGGCCACAUUUAGAAUACAUUGUGUAAUUCAGAUUACUACAUUGUGCAUCCUUGUUUAUAUUUUAUUGUAGAAUAUAAGAUGUAAUAACAGUUUUUGUUCCGAGCAUAUUUCUAAAUGUGGCCUAAUGUGUAAUAUUAUAGGAGUAUGUGGAACAUAAUGUUUACAAUGUUUGUUAAUCCAUAAUAAGUAUAUUAUCCUUGAUAAAUAAAUAAAUAAACACUAUUUUGAGAUGCUG